Dictyostelium purpureum is the source of this 659-nucleotide messenger RNA. RefSeq lists its product as uncharacterized. NCBI's taxonomy places the organism in Eukaryota, Evosea, Eumycetozoa, Dictyosteliales, Dictyosteliaceae. Bases 15 to 566 code for a protein of 183 amino acids. Gene Ontology annotation, biological process: mitochondrial translation. The transcript has a single exon. Gene Ontology annotation, molecular function: structural constituent of ribosome. Gene Ontology annotation, cellular component: mitochondrial ribosome; mitochondrial large ribosomal subunit. The record is from RefSeq and is a predicted model, not a curated record.
UAUACAAAUAUAAAAUGAAUCAAAUUUUUAGAAGCGGUAUUUCUAAAUUAAUUAGAGAUAAUAAUGGUUUAUAUCAACGUAAAGCAGAAAAAAGUUUAAAGGAUUUAUUCGAACAUAAUUAUGCAAAAGGUACAUACCCACAUGCAGGUCGUUCAUGGGAAGCUAAAGAUCUUCGUGGUAAAUCAUUCAACGAUUUACACGAAAUUUGGUUCGAGUUAUCAAUUGAAAGAAAUAAACUUUUAACAGAAAAAGCAUCAAAUAAAGGAAAUACACUCGAAAAUCCAUUACGUCUUAGAAAAGUAAAGAAAUCAAUGGCUGCAGUUAAAACUGUUUUAGGUGAAAGAGAUACAUUAAAAAAGACUUUAUAUUUAUUAAAAAAUGAAUCAAAUGAUGCCCCAAAAAAUAGAAUCGAAGAAUUAAAGGAAAAGGUUGCAAAAUUAUCAAUUUUAGUUGGUGCUGUUUCUUUAUCCCCUGGUUUAAAAGAAUUAGAAUCAUUACAAACUGCAUUAAAAGUUGAUGAAAAUUUAGAAAAAAAUAUAGAUUUAUUAGUAGAAAACAAAAAAUAAUAAAAAAUUAACAUAAAAAAAUAACAUAAAAAAUAAAAUAAAAUAUAAAUUUUCGAUAAUAUAUAUAAAUAAAUAAAAUUAUAAUAUAUAAUC